AUGUACGGUGGAGUCGGGCCCGUGCUCCAGCCGUUUUCCGCCGAGAGCUUUCCAGAGGACGGGCUGGCACUCCGCUUCUGGAGCUUCCUUCGGCAGGUCCAGAAUCUGAGCGGCGCCAAGGGCUUCAAGAUCACAGACGAUGCGUUCUGCGGGGGGGAGGACCAGAAGGCCUACGACGACGUCCUCAUGGAUAGCGUCUUCGGCAUCGUGCCGAAGGGGAGCGAGCACUACAGCCACAGGCUGACGGAGGUCAUCGCCGCCGGGGCCGUGCCCGUCAUCAUCAACGACGACUUCUUGGCGCCCUACGCGCUGGGUGACGUGGACAAGUGGGCCGUGAGGGUGCCCGAGUUCACCGUGGGCCUGAUGCCCGCCAAGCUGGAAAGCAUGUCCAACGCCAGCAUCUGCGAGAUGAAGAGAAGGGGUGCUGGCCUGAUGCAUUUU
Molecule: messenger RNA, 441 nt
Organism: Prorocentrum cordatum
Lineage: Eukaryota; Dinophyceae; Prorocentrales; Prorocentraceae
Source: the annotation of a GenBank genome assembly